AUGAAUGGUAGAGGAAAAAGAACAUUUGAAAAAGUGUCCCAAACAAAGGAAGUUGAUGAUCUGUCACUAGUGGCAGAUCUGCCUUCACACAAAGGGUCAGAGAAGAAGCAUGAAAAUGGUGAUACAGGAGCCAGAGAUGUAAUAGAAUCAUCAAGCAGUGUCGCUACUAAAAACAGGGAUACGCUUCAUAAUAAUGAGAAACAAAAUGCAGAGGAAAUCUGUAAACAAAAGAAUGUCCAUCGGUGUGCUGUUCAACCACAAUAUGAAGAUGUCAGUGAUGAAGAGGGGGAGUUGCAGAUCUGUGAAGAGGAAGGAGAUGAGGAAGAGGAGACACAAGACAACAAUUCAGAAGAAAAUGUUGUUAGAGUGCACACUGUGCUCUCACAUGAGGACAUUUGUGAAGAAAAACAGACGACUUCAUUACAUCUUUCUGAGUCUGAUAAAUUAAUCAAAGGACAAGGUACUGAAGGCAGUAAUUUAACUUCACAUCAGAAAGAUGCUGAUCUUGAACCACCUCAGUACAGCUGUGGAAAUCAAGCAGUACUGCUAGAAUUCCAAACUGUAUCAUCAGUACCUGAAGAGCAUGAAGUACAUAGUAAUAAAAAAUUGUCUACAGUUGCUAGAGAUGAAUUGCAAGUGAUAAUGCAGAAGGAAUCACUGUCACCACUAAAAAAACUGCCAGAAAUUAAGCAACCAUGCAGUCCACUGCAACAAGCUGAGCAAAACUACAGUAGUAAUGAUCUCUCAUCUGAGACUUCAAGGCCCAUUUUUCCUGAUGUGAAAGCAAGGGAAACCAUGGAGCUAGGAUAUUGUGGUUCAUUAGAUGCACCAGAUUCUCUUCAAAAUGAAAAGAGCGUUCUUGAUUUUGAUGAGAGUCCCAGUAAAUCAACACCUGAGGGGAGAAUAGGUGCUGAAGAUACAUCAACACCAUUUAGGAAAGUCUCACGAAAAACUAUUUAUGAAAAGGAUGUCCAUGGAAGAAACAGUGAAGAGCAAGAGGUCAGAGAGAGUCGUAAUUCUGUGUGUAUGAAUAAAGUUCUUAUAUACAGUUCUUCAAAGAGUUCCAACAGAAGAAUUUCAUCAAAAGCACGGAUGAAAUGUGCUGACAUAGAUUCACUGCCACCAAGCUAUCAGAUUUUGCGUAGGGAUCUGAAUGAGGUAUUAGAACAAGAAAAACUAUGUCAAGCCUCAUACUCAUUACCAAGAAAAGUGCCAAAGAAAAUAUCAGUACCAAAGGUAGGAGGAUAUCGUAGACCUAGAGAGUUCCAGAAGGCACAGGUGAUAAAUGAUGAAGAGGAAAGUUCAUCGAAAAAAAUUAGGAGAGAAGAACCUGAUAGCGCAAACUCAGAAGUAAGUGUUGAAGAUCAAGAAAAAUCAUCUGUUCAGGAGGCAGCUGAGUAUAUGGUAGACCAGAAUCCACAUACUACAAAAAAUUUGUGUCAGGAGCAUACAGACUUGACAGCCGAGAAACAUGUGGAUGGGCAUCAGCAUAAUCAACAUCAGAAAAAGAAGAAACCAGCCAUAGUGCAGCCAGAAGGAAUGGAGGUAUGCCAUGAUAAACCUGCUUUGCCAGAAAAGGAAUCAACAGUGUCCUCUAUGUGUCAGUCAGAUUUGAUGACAAAUAAAAGAAAAAAAUGCACAGUUAGACUGAAAAGAUGUGACCGUUUCUCGUGGAUACAAUGUGCAAAUGAAUCUACUGUUGCAGAAUCAGAAGACAUUGGCAUUGAGAAGACCCCUACCUCUGAUGAGUGUGGCAAGACAGAGAGUCUACCUGAGAAGAAUGUAGCUUCAGAGCACACACCUUCUCAAGAGUUAAAUGACCAAUGUGAUGAAUCUUCAGUUGUACCAACAUGUAGUAAAAUUCAAAUGGAGAAUAAGACUAGUGUAGCAGAAAAAGAGCUUGAAGCAGUUUACUCUCAUGGACAUAAAUUGGAUACAGAUGUUUCCCAUUCUCAGCAUAAAAAAAUACUAUUACAAGCUGAAAAUAAAAAGAGAGAUGGCAGUAACAUCUCUGAAGUAGCAGAGCAGUCACAGCAAUGUCACUCCAGAAGUCCAGGUGAGGUUGCAGCACUUGAAAAUAUUGUAAACAGUCCCAACCAGGCUACACAUUGCAGUUCUCCAGUUCAUCAUCAGAGCAGACAGGAAGAUUUUACUAAGGAAAAUGUGGACAACAGAGAACAAGAUCAUUCUGUAAACAGUGAUGUAGAGGAAGAGGGGGAUGAGAAUAGUAGGUCAUGUUACAGAAUUGCUGAAUCACAGUCAGAAGAUCAGGUAUCGCAGGAUGUUGUAGAAAGGAGGGCAGAAUCUCCUCAUGUUGAGAACAUUCUUGAUCUGCCACAAGAGGUUGUUGAGGAGUACUUGCAGCAAAAUGUGCUACAGGAAAGUGUUGAAGAACUGUUAUCACUAGUGACAAAAAGUAAACACUUUAAAAAUCUUAGGGGAAGACCAUUAAGUGAAACCAUUGUGACAUUGACACGUGUUUUGAAAGAAAUGAAGAACUCAAAAAAGAUACCAUACCAAUCUUUGCUAGACAAAAUACAAAUGGAGCAACAUGUAACAGCUUCUGAAGUUCCCAGUGAUUCCACAACAGAGCAGUCAGUGCCAGAACAACAAAGCCAUGAGUUAAAGACAGAGUUUCAGCAGCAUAAUCAAUCACCAAUUAAACAGCCUUUAUCAGUAACUGAUGAAACUAAAGGACAACGAGUUAUCCAAAAGCCAGAACAAAAAUCGGCUACUGAUUUUCAGGAUCCAGAAGAAAAACUGCCUGAAUCACAUCUUUGUGAAGCAGACUCACAGGAUAUAGUGCUUAACCAGAGAGAGCCUUCUACACAUGAAAUGGAGGGGUUACAUACAGAAAACAAAACGCUGCCACCAGCUCGACAUAAAAGACAUGAGAGUCAGAAACAUGACUUUGGACCACAACCACAUACUUCUCAGUCACAGCAGACAGUGACUAGUAACCAGUCUGUCUCACAGGGAUCUCUUUCAUGUUCAGAACGAAUGAACCAGUAUUCAGAACCAACAUCUGCAGACAAAGAAGAAACAAGACAACAACAGAAAGCUGAUCAGCAAAAUGCCAUACAGCAUUCAGUUAAGGAAAGAGGACAGUCACAAGAGAAAGAUGUGGAGCCUCAUAAUCCACAAGCCCAAAUGUUAAUACAACAGCAAGUACAAGAUCAACAUCGACUGAUGCUCAAUACGAUAAAACAACAGAAACACCACUUACACAGCAUGCAACAAAUUGCACAGCAGAAAGAGGCGAAAUGUCACAAGGAAAUGCAACAGUCAUCGUUAGAGCAGCCAGUUAUACAAACUCACACAGCAGUGCAGCAGUGGCACCAUAUACAACACACAUCACACCAUCAUCAGACACAGUGUAUAGAUAUGGAUAAAUUUGUGCCUCAGCAACAGAACGUUUACGGUGGUGCACCACACACAGAGAAGGUAACAAGUAUUGUUCAGAACCCUUUGAGGUGCCAUCAAACAAUGUUGCAACAACAACAACAGCUGCAACAGUUAGCAUCACUGGAACAGCAGCCUAUGAGGCAAUUAGCUGCAAUGCCAAAUGCAGUGGAACAGCCACAACAAAUUGUGCAGCAGCAGAUGGAAUGUCAACAGCAGCGAGCAGCACAUCAUAUAUCACGAUCACACAUCACAGGGGAGCAUCAGACAGUACCCCAAAAUCAUCAGCAGACACAUCCCUAUCAUCAUCGACUUUAUUUCCCACAAAUUCAGCAGCAUUACCAGUUUCCUCAUUCCACUGAAGUGCAGAUGCGUCCCAAUUAUCCACAUCAGUACCAUUCAAGAUACAACUCUCCAUCAACAUGGAGUUCAAAUGCACAUUUGUUGAGACAAGUUCCAUGCAGUCCAUUGGAUGCACAACAGUUGCAGCCACAGCAGCAACACUAUCCCCAUUUUCAUCAACAGCAGCAACUUGAGAGGUGGCACUCUUCUAGGAGGUCAGGGACUGAUGUAGCAGCAACAGUCCCAGCAGUGAUGCCAUCUCCUUCAAUGUCAGGUGGGACUGUUGUGGAACCUGAACAUGAUCGGAGGCGUAUCUUGUCCCGUGAAGCCAUAAAUUCUUUUGAUACAGGACACAGAAUUGAUGCUGUGCCUUCAUCAAGAAAUGCAAUUGCAGGAGACUUUUAUUCCCAGUGGGGGGCUAUGAACCAUCAGUCACAGUGCUGUGCCGACAGAAGGUUCCAACAGAAAUGUCAUAAUUAUGGCAUUCCUCAAGCUUACCGUCAUUACGGCAGAGCUUGGAUGCCAACAGUACAGCAGAAUUUGUACCAAGUAAUUUGUCCUGUGACUCCAGCAAGCACAGAAAAUAUACACACAGCACAAGUCCACCCAUCACCGACUUAUAUGAGGACAGGACCACAUCCUCAGCCAAACAGCAGUACAGCUCCAGUGCAGGCUCCUCUGAACACAGCAUCUAUACAUCAGAGACCCAUGAAACUUGUCCAGUCAUCCACAGUGGACCAAGAGCAACGGCCUAUGGGGCACGGGGGGCGUCUGAAAAUACCAACGCCGCCUAUUGUCAGCCCUUUUGUCGAAAGAGUAAUGAAAGGUUAUCAGCCAGAUAUGUUCAACGCAGAGGACUUAUACAGAUACCAGUACAAGCUGCCUGAGAGGGAGUGGGCUGCUCGAUUUGCAUUGCCACAAGAUACUGUGCAUGCAAGGCAUGGAACAACAACAGUACAACAACUUCCUUACAGUCAGCCAGUUAUUAUGUUUCCUGAGCACACAAGAAUCCCAGCAUCACCAACACAACCACUGCUGUACAAAACAGUCCACACUGUUGGGCAGUCCUCCCAUCGAAUGGUUGUACCGCCACCAUCAAGUUUUUUCGAUGACUCCAUGAAUAAUUCAGCAGUGAAAUUACCAGUGAACAGUGUGCAACCAGCACCUAGCAGUACAAACGUGCAACUCCGCUCUGAACUUACUGCAUCAUCUUCUAACCGAAUUUCACAGGAAGCUUCACUUCCUUCUGUGAGAGACACUGAAAAUUUAAACUGUGAUUGUGAUGUUAUGGAUCUGUCACAGGACAAAAGCACGCCAGAGUAUAAUGAUAAAUGCCAAGUGGUUAAGUGGAGUGACAGAAUCCCCAGAGGAACUGAAUUGCAUCGUCCUGUUAUGGAGAAGCCAAACAGCAUCUCUUCAUCCCAAGCUAUUAGUGAAAUACCACAAUCUUCAGACUAUAUACAAAAUAAUAUUCCAGACCACCUUCAGGUCAACAUCUCUGCAACAAAAACAGCCCUUCAUUCAGAAUCUGUGGAUGAAAAAUGUAAAAGUGAAAGUCUGUGUGGUACUCCAGAAAAAAGGUUGUGUCAAGAUCCUGACAAUAAGACAAGUGCUUUAUCCAAUAUGCACACCCAUCAAGUGACAGCGAUGGAUUUGUCACCAUCUACCAUUGUAGACUGUACUACCAAAUCAACACCAUCGCAGUCAUCACCACGUAUGCUGGGAGCCAGCCACCCUCAGUCAUGUGCCACAAGAAGACCUUCACUAGACUCAAUACAGCAUGCAAUGAAUGGUAAAGGUGCCAGCUAUGUAAAUUGUGGACAGCAAAAUCAAGAAUUGUGCACUGUCAGCUGUUGUGAGCAAAGUAGAUGUGCUACACAUACCAAGAGGCUUGCAGCAGCUGGUUCUGCUUGCUGUGGUGCAACCCAACUACCACAGCAGUCACCUAAUGAUGAAAGAUGACAUGAGAUCUGUUGGUGCCAGCAAUGUGUUCCAAGCUUUACAUAUGAUGGUGUUUCACCACAUUGCAGCAUUUGUUUUCCAAGAUAAAACUUGCAUUAAGUGAAAAAUGGAAAUAAGUGAGUUUCAGUAAUAUUGCAGCGUUAUUUGUAUAACACCUGUGACUGAAGAUUGUAUUCAUCAGUGUCAUUGUCCUUGUAUAUGUAGAUUAUCGUAGUAAAGCCUGUAUUGAUGUCCUAUAAUAUUCAGGUUUGAAAUUUUACAUGUCUGCAGUGAGCAUUUUUGCCUGCUAGCUAGAAAUAUUCACUUUUGGGAAAAUUUGGUCCUCAUCACAGUAAUUGAUUUAAACUUUUUUCAUAUAGAUUUAUAGAUGUUCUAUUUUAUUUUAAACGGUGAUGCAGCAUAAUGUGAUAGCUGUAUGCAGUAUUGCAUACAUUUUGGUCUAGUCCAUCGUGAAAAACUUAUUUACUAUCCUUCUUUGUACCUGAAAUUUGAUACCUAUUAUCAAAUGUAUUAGAAUAAUAUUCCUAUUUUCUGUAUGUUUUUAAUUAGAAGAUUCUUUACGAAUACUUUUUAUAUAGUGUAUUGUACCAGUUUAUAAAUAUUGCAACAGAGUUAGAAGUACUAGUCACUCAAUCAGUGAAUUGAUGUACUUAUGUAGCAAAAUUUAAACAUGAUGUUAAUCUUGCUCUUUUUAUAACUGUGAAUUGAUUGUAUGUAAUAUGUGUGGUAAAUCAUCUGUGAUUAAAUGUGAUGUUCAAUGGCUACUAUUAACAGUAUUUGUCUUAAUUGUUGCUUAUGGUAAUUGUGUAUGUGCUGCAAAUUUGAUAUUUAUUAAAUUUGAAUUGGUGUAAGUCUCAUACUAAAGGCAAGAAGAUGAUGUUCCAUUAAAUUAUUGAUCUCGACAUGCCGAAGACUAGCCUUGGAUACAACAAUAGAUGUAGUUCAUAAGGAGACUGUUCAAGGCAUUCUCUGUAAUUGUAAUGUUUCUAAGUAAAGAGAGUUUUUAUAGAUGUUUCAUGAUACUUGUGGACAAAAAUAUGCUUACACCUGUUAGCAUAAUGGCAGUGUUUUCAAAAACAAAAUCCAUAGAAAUAUUUGUCACAUUACAUAGAGAUACAACCAGAACACUUAAUGUGUUAAAUUAUUGUAUUUCAGUCAUUGUUCCAAUUUUAUUAAAACCAUCUACAAUGAAUGUA
Schistocerca piceifrons (Central American locust) is the source of this 6902-nucleotide messenger RNA. RefSeq lists its product as uncharacterized. The transcript is spliced from 8 exons. The record is from RefSeq and is a predicted model, not a curated record. Bases 1 to 5706 code for a protein of 1901 amino acids. NCBI's taxonomy places the organism in Eukaryota, Metazoa, Arthropoda, Insecta, Orthoptera, Acrididae.